AUGCUGUCCCCUUCGCCCCCGCAUCUCCUGGCCGUCGCCAUCGCCCUCAGUCUCCUGACAACAUUUCUGCCUGGUCCGUCUUUGGCGGAGCAAGACCAAAUCGCCAUCCACCACCACCGCCAACAGCAACGUUUGUUGAAAGGCCCGAUCAAGGAGAUUCCUCAGCUCGGUUUGGGGCUGUGGAAUUCAAAGGAUGAAGAUGCUACGAAGGCCGUCGAAUAUGCUUUCAAGGCGGGAUACAGACAUCUCGACUCAGCCGCUGCGUAUGGCAAUGAAGACUUCGUCGGCCGCACUCUCAACAGCUCUGCCUCGCCGCGGCGCGAAAAGUACUGGAUAACGUCCAAGCUGUGGAACACAGCGCACCGGCCCAAACUGGUGCGGCCGGCGCUGGAAAAGACGCUCAGCGACCUCCAAGUCCCCUACCUGGACCUGUACUUGAUGCAUUGGCCCGUGGCGUUCCUGCCGAACCAGGAUCCCGGCCGCACGGUCGUGGACCAGGACACCAGCAUCCACGACACAUGGGCCGCCAUGGAGGAGCUCGUCCGCGCCAACCUGACGCGACACAUCGGGGUGUCCAACUUCUCGCCGCGCCAGCUAGAUGACUUGCUCGCAAAGUGCAAGAUCCGGCCGGCCGCGCACGAGUUCGAGACACACCCGUACCUGCAGCAGCAGGAGUUUGUUGACUGGCACCUGAAGAACAACAUCACCGUCAUCGCGUACUCGCCCCUCGCCAACAUGAAUCCCACCUACAACGGCAAAUACCCAGACCUGCCCCCCAUCCUCGAGGACCCCUUCUGGACCGACCUCGCUUCCAAAAAGAACGUCACCCCCGCGCAAGCAAUCCUCGCCUGGGGUAGACAGAGGGGGACAAUUGUGAUACCCAAGAGCGUGCAUCAGGAUCGGAUCGUGGAGAACCUGGGGUCGAUGAACGUGACUUUCACCGACAAAGAGAUGACGAUGACUACCGAGCAGGAUAAGAGGUCGAGGUUCAACAACCCGAGUAAGAGUUGGGGAGUGGAACUCUUUGAGGGUUUGGAUGAUGGGAGUAGCCGGUUCGUUGUGGAAGAGGAACUAUAA
Molecule: messenger RNA, 1077 nt
Organism: Cladophialophora psammophila CBS 110553
Lineage: Eukaryota; Fungi; Ascomycota; Eurotiomycetes; Chaetothyriales; Herpotrichiellaceae
Exons: 3
Coding region: 1-1077 (358 amino acids)
Cellular component (GO): cytosol
Molecular function (GO): aldose reductase (NADPH) activity
Source: RefSeq, a predicted model, not a curated record